Messenger RNA from Oncorhynchus masou masou (cherry salmon), 4860 nucleotides. RefSeq names its product coagulation factor II (thrombin) receptor (gene f2r). Lineage: Eukaryota; Metazoa; Chordata; Actinopteri; Salmoniformes; Salmonidae. Gene Ontology annotation, cellular component: plasma membrane. Bases 156 to 1412 code for a protein of 418 amino acids. Gene Ontology annotation, molecular function: thrombin-activated receptor activity. The transcript is spliced from 2 exons. The record is from RefSeq and is a predicted model, not a curated record. Gene Ontology annotation, biological process: phospholipase C-activating G protein-coupled receptor signaling pathway; thrombin-activated receptor signaling pathway; blood coagulation.
ACUUUUCAAAACCAAUGUGUCUUUUGGUGCUACGCGCUGACUGUUCGAAGGCUUACGACAGUUUCCCUCACACUUUUUUAGAUAUUUUCUUUGUCUUAAGUUUAAUGAAACGUUUGCCUGCGAAAUCAAUUUAGGAUAAGAGUGAAUUUACAGUCAUGGUUUAUUGGAUUGUUGCGACGUUGGCCCUUUUUGCUCUCCAAACUUCAGCAUAUGUGCCACACAAUGACUCCAGACUCAACCUGAGGACGUUUGCAGGGAUCUUCCUGUCGGUGACUGAUGAGCCCAUCGACUACAUAGGGCUGGAUGUACAGGAGGGUAGUGGCUCAGGGAUGGGCCAGGAGCCAGUGAAGAAGCAGGAGCAUGGCCAUCACGGCCCUCGUCACUCCACCAAGAUUGUCAUCUCUGAGGAGGCCCGCAGCUUCCUCCAGGGUCGCCUAGCAACGGCCUUCGUCCCCACAGUCUACACCCUGGUCUUCAUUAUCAGCGUCCCCCUCAACCUGAUUGCCGUGGUGAUGUUUGUGCGUCGUAUCCGUCCUAGGAAGCCGGCGGUGAUCUACAUGCUGAACCUGGCCAGUGCCGACCUCCUCUUCGCCCUGCUGCUCCCCUUCAGGAUCUCAUACCAUUUCCACGGCAACAACUGGGUUUAUGGCCCCUUCAUGUGUCGCCUGGUGACAGCAGCCUUCUACUGCAACAUGUAUUGCUCUGUCCUGCUCAUGAUGUGCAUCAGCAUCGACCGCUUCCUGGCGGUGGUCUACCCCAUGGACUCCCUGACGUGGCGUAGUCCACAGACGGCCGCCGUGGUCUGUGGCGCCAUGUGGCUGUUAGCCUUGGGAGGAGUGACCCCCCUCCUGCUCUCCAGACAGACCAUCCACCUCCCGGAUGUGGGCAUCACUACCUGCCACGAUGUGCAGGAUGUAGACAAGCUCCGUGCCUACUACCUCUACUUCUUCCCCAUUUACUCCUCCAUCUUCUUCUUCAUCCCUCUGGUGUUCACAGCUGUGUGCUACGUCCGUAUUGUGCAGGCCCUGGCCGCGGCCAACGUGGAGAACCGCUCCAGAAAGUCUCGUGCGGUGGUGAUGGCGGUGACAGUGCUGGUGGUGUUUGUGGCCUGCUUCACCCCCACCAAUGUCAUCCUCCUGGUGCACUACCUCAAGCUGGCCCACGGACGCAGUGACAGCUCCUACCAGGCCUACCUGCUCUCCAUGUGUGUGGGCAGCAUUAGCUGCUGCCUGGACCCGCUCAUCUACUACUUUGGUUCGUCCCAGUGCCAGAGACAGGUGGCAGCUCUGCUGGGCUGCAGACAGGCUGGGCCAGGAGCAGAGCUAAGCUCUCAGACAGGCAGUACCAGGACCAGCAGACUGGAGAGCAUUCAGAGCACUGUGGGCAGUCAUUACAGGAAGCUCAUGGCCUGACGUCUUAGGACUGCGAAUUCGAACAGACUCUAGGGCUGCAUCUCGAUAGUCUAGAGCAGGGCUUCUUAAACUAUGUGUCGUAACCCAAAGUGGGCCCUGGGCAUGUGAGAGGUAGGUCGCUAGUUAUGAUCUGCAUCUAUAAUCACUUGGGCUGUCAAACUAAAACGUUUCAUAGAGGUCAAAGCAGAAUUUGGUGUGAUUAAUUGUGAUAAAUCACUAAAUCUGAAUGAUCUAAAAUUGAGCUGUAAUUUACCAUUGCUUUUAAUACAAAAAGCAUUACAGGAAUAUUGACAACUUGAUUUUGUCCAAAGUAACGUUAAGCAAAAUCCAUUAAAUUGAUAAAGCACACUAUCUUUAACCUCAAUGUCAACUUGUUUUGACAUUGCAUUGUUGUUUUUAGCAGUAUAGAUUAUGUAUUUUGGUUGCCUGACGACUCAAACUGAAUUAUUCCGCUGCUCUAUGUUCAACUACAUACUUCAGUCAGACUGCCAUCGUUGAAGUAGUUUGUGGUGACGUCAAAAUGAGGGGUGUUGUGCAAAAUAAAGUCAUCAGUUCGUCUCUAACCAAUCAGAGUAUCAAAGCCAAUGACACAUUUUUUUACAUGCCGCUAAUUCCCACGUGUUCUUGCUCUGGCCCAGCGUAACCGAUUAACUCUGACAGCCCCUAGUAAUCACACACUAUUUCUUCUUCAUGUGGGUCUUUGGAGGAUGAUUUGGGUCACUAGAGGACGGUCAAUUUCUAAUUUGGGUCUCGAGCUGAAAAGGUUGAAGAACCCCUGGUCUAGGAUGUCUUUGUCUCCUCCCUCAUCUAUUUCCCUUCAUCUGCACUGAUUUAAAAUGUUAUAUAGAUGAAGGCAACAUAUGGAUGCCUGCCAAGCAUUUUCACUCACCUGUCCAGUACCUUUAGAACAAUGCAGAUGAAAGUAAGGAGACAAGGAGAGGACUCCACAUAAGAGUAUUGAGAUGCAGCCACUGUUUACCCUGUCCACCUUGUCAAGUGAGGGAGCUUGAAUUUAUUGCACUUCUCUUUUUGAUUGUCUUAAUUGUUUUUUCAUAGUUUGCGUUAAGUCAAGAGCCAUAUUUUAAUGCCAGUCUACUGAUAUUUACUCGUCUAUAAAUGCUUUGUUACUGCAGAUACUGUAUAUUGAGUAAUGCUUAAGGCAAAAUUCUGGAAACAUUCAAUAAAUUCCCAGGUUUUCCAGAAAUCCUGGUUGGAGGGAUCCGGGAAUCCUCCAACUAGGAUUUUGGGAAAACCAUAGAAUUUAUUGAAUGUUCAUGUAAUUUUGUGACCUUAGUAAAUAAUACUGUUUAGUGUGCACUCUAUACAUAUACAGUGUGUUGGGAAAGUAAUCAGACCCCUUGACCUUUUCCAUAUUUUGUUAUGUUACAGAAAUAUUCUAAAAUUGUUUUUCCUCAUCAAUCUACACCAAUACCCCACAAUGACAAAGCAAAAACAGGUUUUUCUAGUUUGUUUUUGUAAAUUUAUUGAAAAAUUAAAAACAUACCUUAUUUACAUAUUCAGACCGUUUGCUAUUUGACUUGAAAUUGAGCUGUUGCAUCCUGUUUCCAUUGAGUAUCCUUGAAGUUUCUACAACUUGAUUGGAGUCCAACUGUGGUCAAUUUAAUUGAUUGGACAUGAUUUGGAAAGGCAUACACCUGUCUAUAUAAGGUCACACAGUUGACAGUGAUGUUGAGGAAAUUGUCCGUAGAGUGCAGAGACUGGAUUGUCACGAGGCACCGAUCUGUGGAAGAGUACCAAAACAUUUCUGAGGUAAUGAAGUUACCCAAGAACACAGUGGCCUCCAUCGUUCUUAAAUGGAAGAAGUUUGGAACCACCAGAACUCUUCCUAGAGCUGGUCGCCUGGCCAAACUGAGCAAUCGGGGGAGAAGAACCCCGGUACAGCACUCCACCAAUCAGGCCUUUAUGGCAGAGUGGCCAGAUGGAAGCACUCCUCAGUAAAAGGCACAUGACAGCCCACUUGGAGUUUGACAAAAGGCACCUCAAGGACCAUGAGGAACAAGAUUCUCUGGUCUGAUGAAACCAAGAUUGAAUGCCAAGCGUCAUGUCUGGAGGAAACCUGGCAUCAUCCCUACAGUGAAGCAUGGGGUGGGAGCAUCAUGCUGUGGGGAUGUUUUUCAGCGGCAGGGACUGGGAGACUUGUGAGGAUCGAGGGAAAGAUGAACAGAGCAAAGUACAGAGAGAUCCUUGAAUAAAACCUGCUCCAGAGAGCUCAGGACCUCAGACUGGGGAGAAGGUUCAUCUUACAACAGGACAACGACCCUGAACACACAGCCAAGACAACGCAGGAUUGGCUUCGGGACAUGUCUCUGAAUGUUCUUGAGUGACCCAGCCAGAGCCCGGACUUGAACCAGAUCGAACGUCUCUGGAGAGACCUGAAAAUAGCUCGCCAGACCUGAAAAUAUCUCCCCAUCCAACCUGACAUAGCUUGAGAGGAUCUGCAGAGAAGGAUGGGAGAAAUUCCCCAAAUACAGGUGUGCCAAGCUUGUAGCGUCAUACCCAAGAAGACUUGAGGCUGUAAUCGCUGCCAAAGGUGCUUCAACAAAGUACUGAGUAAAGGGUCAGAAUACUUAUGUAUUUAGUUCAUGAUAAUGUACAGGUAACACAUGAGUAAAUGAGGGAUAUAAAGUAUAUUGAAGCAGGUGCUUCCACACAGGUGUGGUUCCUGAGUUAAGUAAGCAAUUAAUAUCCCUUCAUGCUUAGCGUCAUAUAUAUAUAAAUAAAUAUUGGGCAUACCAUUAUUUUGGCUACCAUGGCUAUGCCCCCAUCCAGAGCACUAGUGGUCACUGAAUGGUUUGAUGAGCAUGAAAAUGAUGUAAACCAUAUGCCUUUGCGGUCUCAGUCACCAGAUCUCAACCCAAUUGAACACUUAAGGGAGAUUCUGGAGUGGUGCCUGAGAGUGUUUUCCACCACCAUCAACAAACCCCAAAUUAUGGAAUUUUCUCAUGGAAGAAUGGUGUCGCAUUCUUCCAAUCGAGAUCCAAGCAGUUGUAGAAUCUAUGCCAAGGUGUAUUGAAGCUGUUCUGGCUCGUGGUGGCCUGCCCUGUUAAGACACUUAAUGUUGCUGUUUCCUUUGUUUUGGCAGUUACCUGUAUAUUACUAUGUGCUCUAUAUAAACGUUUAAGAAAUAGUCCAUAUUGUCAUGCAGUGUCUCAAAACCACAGUAUUAACAUGAAUAGUUUACAUUGGCUGUCUACACAUUUCAAGUUAAGUAUGAAAGUAGUUGGCGGUUGUCUGAUUUCUUAACUCCUUACUAACCUACAGGAAGUUUUACAUUGUAUAACCAAUGUUACAUUUUAUUCAGAUCUUAUUACUUCAAUGGAAUUAGUUACAAAAUGAGUUUGAAUGUCUGUUUGGACAGUUAUAUUGAACUGCUAUAACUGUAACUAUCAAAGAAACAGUAAAGACAUGAAAACAUUCACAGUAAAAA